This is a messenger RNA of Dibothriocephalus latus, 525 nucleotides long. NCBI's taxonomy places the organism in Eukaryota, Metazoa, Platyhelminthes, Cestoda, Diphyllobothriidea, Diphyllobothriidae. The record is from the annotation of a GenBank genome assembly.
AUGAACGAGGUGGAACGCUACGAGGCAGUACGUCACUGUCGGUACGUUGACGAGGUCAUCAAGGCAUCACCCUGGGAGUAUGAUAUGGAGUUUGUCACAGCUCACAAGAUUGACUUUGUCGCGCAUGAUGAUAUUCCCUACGAGACAGCGGACUCCGUCGAUGUGUACAAGUGUUUCAAGGAGAGGGGAAUGUUCCUUGUAACCCAACGGACUGAAUGCAUCUCAACCACAGAUGUAAUCGGCCGCAUCCUUCGGGACUAUGAUGUCUACCUUCGUAGAAACAUAAGCCGAGGUCUGUCAAGGAAGGAACUCAACAUCAGCUAUGUUAAGGUAGGAAAUUUGGUACAUUUCUGGAUUUUGUCAAAAGUCAUCUUAGUCGCCUUUAUUUGGACACGAGGCGGCAUUGACAGUAUCGCCAAAGUAAGCAGGCACUCUGUCAGUUUGAAUGCGCGUGCAUUUGGAAUUUUGACUAAUUUGACUCUUCUUCCCACCGUCGCAAUGUGCGGAGUAGCCGCAGUCAGCUGA